This is a messenger RNA of Brassica napus (rape), 4014 nucleotides long. RefSeq lists its product as uncharacterized. The record is from RefSeq and is a predicted model, not a curated record. NCBI's taxonomy places the organism in Eukaryota, Viridiplantae, Streptophyta, Magnoliopsida, Brassicales, Brassicaceae. Gene Ontology annotation, molecular function: DNA helicase activity. Gene Ontology annotation, biological process: DNA repair; telomere maintenance. The transcript is spliced from 9 exons. The coding region runs from base 1 to 4014 and encodes 1337 amino acids.
AUGCCUAACACAAAGACCACAGAAACUGCAAGAGCGUCACGAAUAUCCACAUUUGAUAGACAACAUAAAGGCAUCUCAACUACUUUUACUGGACCAUGUCAAAAUCAUCUCCCAUCUUUAAGACAACACAAAUCAAUUCCUAGAAUACCAAACACACAGACCAGAGAAACGACAAGAGAUUCAGGAAUGUCAAAAAAUGCUGGAGCUGAACAUAAUUUUUCGAAAUCUGAUCCACUGAAUGAAGAUUUACUAAGCAACAUGGAUGGUUAUGAUGACCUAGAAUUUGACAGUAGUAGUCAAGAAAGUUUUGAUUCUGAUACUUCAGAUCACGAACAAUCUAUUUUGCUAGAACCAGAAAUAAACAACCAAUCAGAACGAGUGAUGAAACUGGCGGCAAUGUUUAAAAAAACCUUCUCUGAAGUGAAGAAAAAAGUCAAACCAAUAUCUCCUAAAGAGGAUGGACAGGUUCAGUUGCCAUACCUAAAGAAGCCCCCUGAUCUUCUAAUGAACCUUCUAACAGGAACUGAUAAGCUUAGCAAACAUUUUCAAAGGAAUACGAGAUCAUAUAAUAUGGUUUUCUCUUUCACUUCACUUGGUGGGAAGAUAGAUAAAUCUAUGAAAAAGGGACGAGGACCACAGAUGAUUCAGCUUCAUGGUGAAAACUAUCAUUUGAUGGGAAGUUUAACACCACCUGAAGGAGACCAUGCCAAGUUUGGACAACUAUACAUUGUUGAUACAGAGAAUGAAGUUGAAAACAAAUUUAAUGCUCUGAGCAGCAAAUCCAAAAAUUUCUCACCUGGUAGUAAGCAAGACGGUUUGAAGAAGGAAGUUAUUCAACCUAUUAUCAAGAUGUUGAAUGCUGUUAAUCCAUAUGUUGUGCAGUUUCGAUCAGCUAGAGAGAGAUUUCAAUUGAAUCCUGAAAAAACCUUCCAUAUGCGAAUUGUCAGUAGAAGUGACAAAGAUGGUAGGACAUAUAAUAUGCCAACAGCAGCUGAGGUGGCUGCAUUGAUUCCUGGUGAUUUUAAUUUAGGAAUGGAUAAGCGGGAUAUUGUGCUUCAGCAUAAAUCUGGAAAACUAACCAGGAUCGAUGAGAUUCAUAUCUCUUAUCUAGCACUACAAUAUCCUCUAAUAUUUGUCUAUGGUGAGGAUGGUUUCAGGGUUGGUAUUAAGAAAGGCAUUACAGAAGCGUCAAAGAAACUCAAAAAUCCUUCAAUCAGUAUGAGGCAGUUUUUUGCUUUCAGGCUUCAAGAGCGAGAUAAUGAGUCACAUGUUCUGCUCUAUUCAAGAAGGUUAUUUCAACAGUUCAUAGUGGACGCCUAUACUACAAUAGAAUCUAAUAGACUGAGGUAUUUGAAGCUUAACCAGACAUGCUUGCGUUCAGACAGUUACGACUCUAUCAGAGAAUCAGAAAAUGCUGGCAACUCAGAUAUGAAUGAACAAGGUCAACAAUUUCUUCUACCAGCUACUUUUACAGGGAGUCCAAGAUACAUGAAGAAUAUGUACUUAGACGCUAUGGCCAUUUGUAGACAUUUUGGUUUUCCAGACCUUUUCAUCACAUUCACAUGCAAUCCAAAAUGGCCAGAACUUACAAGAUUUCUUAAGAAAAGAGGCUUGAAAUCAGAUGACAGGCCUGAGAUUAUUUGUCGGAUCUUUAAGCUGAAACUCGAAUCUUUGAUGAAUGAUUUGACAAAGAAGAAUAUUCUGGGAAAGACAUCUUCAUCUAUGUAUACUGUUGAGUUUCAAAAGAGAGGCCUGCCACAUGCUCACAUUCUGCUUUUUAUGCACCCUUCCUCCAAGUUUCCCAAAACAGAAGACAUUGAUAAAAUCAUAUCAGCUGAGAUCCCAGAUAAAUCAUCUGAUCCAGAUCUUUACAAUGUUGUUAAGGAUUGUAUGAUUCAUGGUCCCUGUGGAGCUGCUAUUAUGAAUUCACCAUGUAUGGAGAAUGGACAGUGUUCGAAAAUGUUUCCUAAGCAAUUCGCAGAGAAUACUCGGGUGAAAAAAGAUGGAUUUCCACUCUAUAGAAGACGCCAGUCUGACUGUUAUAUUGAGAAGAAUGGCUUAAAAUGUGAUAACAGAUGGGUCAUCCCUUACAACAGGAAACUCUCUCUUCGUUAUCGAGCUCACAUUAAUGUAGAGUGGUGCAAUCAAGUUGGUUCUAUUAAGUAUUUAUUUAAAUACAUUAAUAAAGGAGCGGAUCGUGUAACUGUAGUUGUCGAACCACCAGGGCCAGAAGUUAGGAGCGAAACACUAGCUACCUCAGCUCCAGCGAACUCAGCAGCACCAAGCUCAUCUGCAGCCCACUCAGCUACAGCAACCUCAGGUUGUGCGACCUCAGCUCCAGCUAACUCAGCGACAGACACUGGUGGUGAUGUUUUGAAACAAAACGUUGAGAUUAAGAAGAAUGAAAUAAAGGAUUUCUUUGAUUGCAGAGGGAAGGACAAACUGAAAGAUGUUCUUGGUCGUAAGCUUAUCGAGAACACAAUGUUUCUGGCUUGGUUUAAGCUUAAUGAAGUUGAUGCUUUCGCUCGGACUCUUACUUAUAUUCAGAUUCCCAACUACUACACAUAUUCAAAGAGUCAGAAGAAGUGUACUAGAAGGAAGCAAGGGUUCAGUGUUGGAAGAAUUAAUUAUGCCCCACGUAAGCAAGAAAGUGCUUAUUUUUUGAGAGUGUUAUUGAACUACGUCAAAGGUCCUACCAGCUUUGACGAUAUUAAAACCUACAAUGGUGUAGUUUACGAGGGGUAUAAAGAGGCAUGUUAUGCUCGAGGAAUAUUGGAUGAUGACCAGGAGUAUAUAGAUGAUUUAGUGAGGCGCAGUUAUGAUAGCUCUGCAGCUGUUGUUCGUGAUCUUUUUGUUCUAAUGCUUCUAUCCGAUAGUCUGUGUCAACCAGAGGUUGUUUGGGAUAAAACAUGGAAACUGUUGUCUGAGGAUAUCGAGUAUAGUCGCAGAAUGCAUUUCAAUAGGCCAGGGCUUAUACUAAAUGACAGUGACAAGAAACUAUAUGCUCUUAUAGAGAUUGAGAAGCUUAUGAGAAGGAAUGGGAGUUCACUUUCAGUCUAUGAAUCUAUGCCUAAACUGCCUGCUGAAUUCAAACCGAUCGAAAAUGUUUUGAUCUUGGAUGAAUUAAAUUACGACCUGCAUGAGUUGCAAGCCACUCAUGACAGAGAUAUUCUGAAGAUGACUGAUGAACAAAAAAAGAUAUACGAUGAGAUCAUUGGUGCUGUUGUUGAAGAUAGAGGUGGAAUGUUCUUUGUUUAUGGGUUCGGUGGCACUGGAAAAACCUUUCUUUGGCAAAUUCUAUCAGCUGCUGUUAGGUGUAGGGGAGAUAUAGUUCUUAAUACUGCAUCUAGCGGAAUUGCUUCUUUGUUGUUACAAGGUGGUAGGACUGCUCAUUCCCGUUUUAGCAUACCAAUCAAUCCAGAUGAGUUUACUACAUGUUCAUUGACUCAUGGAUCAGAUAAAGCUAAUUUGAUAAAGGAAGCAUCUCUAAUUAUUUGGGAUGAAGCACCAAUGAUGAGCAAACAUUGCUUUGAAUCUUUAGACAGAAGUUUAAAGGAUCUGAUGGGGAAUCACGACAAUAAGCCUUUUGGUGGGAAGGUUAUUGUUUUUGGAGGUGACUUUCGGCAAGUACUUCCUGUGAUUACUGGAGGUAGCAGGGCUGAGAUAGUGUUGGCUGCCAUGAAUUCUUCUUAUCUCUGGGAACAUUGCAAGGAUGAGGCAAAAGAUCUGAAAGAAUUUUCUGAAUGGAUUUUGGCUGUUGGGGAUGGGAGAAUAGCAGAGCCUAAUGAUGGGGAGGCACUAAUUAUGGACCAAGAGUAUCCGAUAGAAACUAUAAGUCAUGCCAUCUAUGGAGAUGCAGAUUCAUUAAGAGGAAUUCAAGAUCCUAAGUUUUUCCAACAGAGAGCAAUCUUAUGUCCAACAAAUGAGGAUGUUAAUAUGAUUAACGAUCAUAUGUUGUCUAAACUUGAUGGUAAGAGUUUUAUUUAUUACAUGUAUUGUCAUUAUACUGUGUAG